UAAAAUAGAGCCUAUCGCAUGAUUAUCCAUAGGGCACUGGGACCAUCUAAACUACUAAAUCCAAAAUCACUGUUUUAUUUAACGAACGAAUACUUCCUCAUGUCAUUUAUUUUACAUCAAUUUGCUACAUUUUUUCCAGUUUUUUUUUUCUUACAUUCUGACAAAUGCGCAGUUUGUCAGCACUUCAAGAUGUUCCUCUCCUCUUUAUCACUUGUGUGAGCUCAGGAGUCUUCCACGCAGCCCCACAGCAGCAGUGGAGGCGUUGGAUGGUAGCCUUGCUCUGACACGCCAUCUCCCUGGCGACGCACCUAUUGCCUUAAGGCUGCACGGUUCAGAUGGAGCAGAUGAACCUCUUUGCUCCCCCGUACUUGAGUAGCUUACAGAUGGACUUGACACCGGAACGCAUGAGCAGCAGCACUUUUUGACUUCCGUCCUCUCAUGAAGACGCACCAGUUCUUCACUGACACCCUUUCUAUCUUUCUUCUGUGUUCCUCACGGCCCCGAUGGAUAUGUACACCUCCACUUUGUCACCAGCGCUGGACAUCGGAACAGGGUGUUACCUGCUGGUUGUAGCUCUUCUCUCCAUCAUUGGAAACCUGCUAGUUAUCAUCAUGGCAAUUAAAAGGUCAUCGAAGAUGAAGCCGCCAGAGCUGCUGUGUGUGAAUCUGGCAGUGACGGAUCUGGGGGCAUCUGUUGCCAUGUAUCCUCUGGCUGUGGCCUCUGCCUGGAGCCACCGCUGGCUUGGGGGAGAUGUAACCUGUAUAUAUUAUGGCCUGGCUGGGUUCCUCUUUGGUGUCGCCAGCAUCAUGAACCUGACUAUCUUGGCCAUAGUGCGUUUCAUUGUGUCCCUCAAUCUGCAGUCUCCAACAGAUGAGAAGAUCAGCUGGAAGAAGGUGAAGAUCAUGUGCAUAUGGAUCUGGCUCUAUGCUCUGAUCUGGGCUCUGUUUCCAAUUCUGGGCUGGGGGCGGUAUGGCCCGGAGCCCUUCGGCCUGUCCUGCUCUCUUGCCUGGGGACAAAUGAAAAAUCAGGGGUUCUCUUUUGUCAUCUCCAUGUUCUCCUUCAACUUUGUUGCACCUUCUGUCAUCAUCAUCUGCUGCUACUUUGGCAUUGCCAUCAAGCUAUAUUUCACCUACAAAAAGAUGAUGAACAACGGCAACAUAGUCCCCAACACUAUCAAGCUCCAUCGAAGACUGUUGAUAGUCGCUAUGCUGAUCAGUGUAGGCUUCAUAGGCUGCUGGGCGCCCUAUGGACUGGUAAGUCUGUGGUCUGUUUUCCAAGACAGUAGCACCAUCCCGCCUGAAGUCAGUCUCCUGCCAUGCAUGUUUGCAAAGAGCUCGACUGUAUACAAUCCUAUGAUCUACUACAUCUUCAGCAAGAGCUUCAAAAGGGAGGUAAAGCAGCUGCGCUGGUUGUGCACUGGCUCUAAUUCAUGCCAAGUCUCCAACAGCAUCAAUGACAACAGCGUUUAUAUGGUUAGUACAGACAUCAAGACCAGACUAGAAGCACGGUGUGCUUUGCAUUAGAUCUCUGAGUCAAAGUCAGUGAUUUGGGAUUGAAAGACUUUUUUGGGAUAUGCGUGAGAGGAAAGACUUCUUCAACAAAGACUUUUGCGCUGUUAUUUGUGGAAAAAGUUGUGGUGUCAUAGUGUGUAACCUCACAAACAUUAUCAGGAUAGGUAAUGCUGUUAUAUUAACAUAGCAAGCAGCAUAACAAACUGUCCUAUUCAGUGUGGAAUGAACAACAUGUGAAAGAGGCAAAAGUGCUUUGUCAGCCACAAGGAUUUAAGAAAAGCGCAUAUCUUAACACAUUAUAAACCAGAGGUUGUACAGAAAAACACAGAAAAAAAGAUGUUUAUUUUGCUUCAGCUCAAUCUGUGAUAAAUACUUUAUUAUUUGAAUCAAUACUUCUUGAUAAUUUUCUUGACAUCAGUAUUUUCUAGAAGAAAAAAAAAAAAAGAUUGAUGAUGUUAUUCCAGGAAAAAUGUAAUUAUUGCAUGUGUUAGGUGUUUUAAUGAAGUGACAGCAGAAAAACAGUGUUUCCUAAGUCUGCCUCUAAAAAUAUUUGUAAAAGUCGCCUAUUGUCCAUGUUUACCUUGUCUAAAGGAUGUAUACUUACAUCUCCUAUCAUUUUUUGCAAUACUCUGAAUGUUGCUUAGAAUGAGAGUGAAGUGAAAAGCUAUCAUCAUUUUAUAUUUUUAUUAACAAUAAACAACAACAAAACAAUAAAUAGAAUUUGUUCUUCUAACAAAUGUUGCAGAUGUUCCUUGGUGUCUUGACAGAUAAGAAAAUUGACACCUUUGUCACGUUUGUGUAAGAAAGAAGCUAUAGCCUGGAACCCGUUAGCCUUGCAAAGAUAGCAAAGAGACUGCAAACAGAGGGGAAGUUGUCAUUUUUAUUGUACGGUCACUUGAAUUUUUGUACAAAUUAGCAAAGGUGUUAUUUAAUGAGCUUUAGAGGUACUCGUUGGCAUAUUUUUUGACCCUUAGAUUAGAGGCCUUAGAGGCUUUUUGCUAAACUAAACUAACAGGCUGCUGGUGGCAAUCAGAGAAUCAAUCAGAGUGGAAAUAGUAGAACAAAUAGAAGAACAGAUAUGGAGCUUUGCUGCACAAAAAAUGAAGUUUUUUGAUAUUGUGGAAAACAUUGGAGAGGAAGUGCAGGGGCUACUAGGAGAGAAUUUCAGGCCUCUCAGAGCCUAGACUGAGUAGGAUAGUUUUAUUAGAGUGUUUAGAUUAGCUUUAGGAUAAGAUACGAGAAUCGAAGUUUAUUUUCAAUCCAUUGCUCUGAGUACAAACCAUCCAUAAAAACCAAAGAAGACGAAGAAGAGCAAAACAGCAGUUGAGGAAACAGUCUCAGCUCAAGGUCUACUGAUUCACUUGUCCUGGAGCUUACUACCCUAUCACACAGUACUCGUUAGGAGGCCAAAUUUACUCAGUUAUGAUGAACCGUGAAACAUUAAGUCAGUCUGAAUAAGAAGUCCUGUAAGUGCUCAGAAUCAUCAAAUGUAACACCUACAGUUCCACAGCAACUGGACAAAUUCAGUCUACAAAUGAGAACCACAUGAUGUAGUUAAAUGUGCCAGAACAAACACAUAAGAGGACCUGGAGUUGGGAUUGUUUUGUCAACAACAAAGUUCUAAGGCGCAAACAAAUACCUCAUGCUUUGACUUCACAGUCAGUACUUGUUAGUGGGAUAUAUUCAUUGUUAUUUUUGGCCUUUCAUUUAAUUUAUUUUAAGAUACACUAAGGUGUUUUAAAUCCUUUAUUUUCAACUUUGUGAACUGUGAAAAAAGCUCU
Molecule: messenger RNA, 3292 nt
Organism: Scatophagus argus
Lineage: Eukaryota; Metazoa; Chordata; Actinopteri; Scatophagidae
Gene: opn8b
Product: opsin 8, group member b
Exons: 4
Coding region: 504-1523 (339 amino acids)
Biological process (GO): visual perception; G protein-coupled receptor signaling pathway
Cellular component (GO): membrane
Molecular function (GO): G protein-coupled receptor activity
Source: RefSeq, a predicted model, not a curated record